UUGGCCAUUUCACACAAUGGCUGCAGGAUGGUCCAUAGAGGAAAUAACAAAGUUUUAUGGUUCAUAUGCAAAGUCAUACGAUGAGGAUAUCGAGAAAGAGACCUAUCCUGCCCCAUUUAUAAUAGCUAACUGGGUGUUGGAGCAUUUUUCAAAUAUGGUCCCAGACCAAGAUUACCUCGCGUUUCUAGAUCUCGGGUGUGGGACUGGACAGAGCUCAAAGCUGUUCUUCACUCAGCCGCUGUCACAACGAAUUGAUGUCUAUGGAGUGGACGCGACUCCAGAGAUGUUGGACAAGGCGAAACAGUUUCCAUUCCGAGAGCUUCUCUGUCAAGAUAUAGAGGCAGACAUACCCUUUGCUCGGGUUUUUGAUGCCAUCAUUUGCGUCGGGGUUCUAGAUUUUGUCAAGAACCCUCAGAACCUAUUCACGUCCGUAGCAAGAUCGCUCAAACAGAAUGGUCAGGGGUGUUUCGCGGUUACUUUGCCAGAAUCCGGCGGACUGAACACCUUCGCGGAGGCGGAUAUACUCAAACUGGUCAACGAAGCUGGAUUCAAGAUCAAAAAGAACGAUAGAUUUUUUGGAUACGAGGACUCGGAGACCAAGGUCACCGUCCAUUACCAUGGUUUAUUAUUGACCCUUUGAUGGGCUCUGAAACUAGACGUGCCUGCGCCGAAAUUCAGAAUAAAUUAAGUGCUGAGGAAUAGAUAAUCAUCCAUCUCAAUCUGGAUUCUGAGCAACCGCUAAUGCAUAAUCGUGCAUUGCACCGGAUAUGUUGGCUUGAUGACCACGGCUAAAAUGGAAACAGAGAUUUGAUUAGCGUGCCGCU
This is a messenger RNA of Spizellomyces punctatus DAOM BR117, 824 nucleotides long. RefSeq lists its product as uncharacterized. Lineage: Eukaryota; Fungi; Chytridiomycota; Chytridiomycetes; Spizellomycetales; Spizellomycetaceae. Gene Ontology annotation, molecular function: S-adenosylmethionine-dependent methyltransferase activity. The record is from RefSeq and is a predicted model, not a curated record. The transcript is spliced from 4 exons. The coding region runs from base 17 to 640 and encodes 207 amino acids.